Molecule: messenger RNA, 2267 nt
Organism: Hyaena hyaena (striped hyena)
Lineage: Eukaryota; Metazoa; Chordata; Mammalia; Carnivora; Hyaenidae
Gene: FBXL2
Product: F-box and leucine rich repeat protein 2
Exons: 15
Coding region: 43-1449 (468 amino acids)
Biological process (GO): SCF-dependent proteasomal ubiquitin-dependent protein catabolic process
Cellular component (GO): SCF ubiquitin ligase complex
Molecular function (GO): protein binding
Source: RefSeq, a predicted model, not a curated record
CGUGUGACUCCGGGCUGCCCGCGCGCUCGCGGCUCUUCGGCCAUGGUUUUCUCAAAUAACGAUGAAGGCCUUAUUAACAAAAAGUUACCCAAAGAACUUCUCUUAAGAAUAUUUUCCUUCUUGGAUAUAGUAACUUUGUGCCGAUGUGCACAGAUUUCCAAGGCCUGGAACGUUUUAGCCUUGGAUGGAAGCAACUGGCAAAGAAUAGACCUUUUUAACUUUCAAACAGAUGUAGAGGGCCGAGUGGUGGAAAACAUCUCCAAGCGAUGCGGUGGGUUCCUGCGGAAGCUCAGCCUGCGGGGCUGCAUCGGCGUCGGGGACUCCUCCCUGAAGACCUUUGCCCAGAACUGCCGAAACAUCGAACAUUUAAACCUCAAUGGUUGCACCAAAAUCACUGACAGCACGUGUUAUAGCCUUAGCAGAUUCUGUUCCAAGCUGAAACAUCUGGAUCUGACUUCCUGUGUGUCCAUAACAAACAGCUCCCUGAAGGGGAUCAGCGAGGGCUGCCGAGGCCUGGAGUACCUCAACCUGUCUUGGUGUGACCAGAUCACGAAGGACGGCGUCGAGGCGCUGGUGCGGGGCUGUCGGGGCCUGAAAGCCCUGCUCCUGCGGGGCUGCACCCAGUUAGAAGAUGAAGCCCUGAAGCACAUUCAGAAUUACUGCCACGAGCUCGUGAGUCUCAACUUGCAGUCCUGCUCGCGCGUGACGGACGAAGGGGUGGUGCACAUCUGCCGCGGCUGCCAUCGGCUGCAGGCCCUGUGCCUGUCCGGCUGCAGCAACCUCACAGACGCCUCCCUCACGGCCCUGGCUCUCAACUGCCCGCGACUCCAGGGACAGCUGUCCUCAGGACUGUUCCAGAAGCAGGGGUGUGUCAGCAGAAUAAAGUCGAGAGUGUGCAUCAUGAAGUAUGUGUUUCUGUGGUUAACCAGUCACUGCCUUUUCCUCCCGUGCGCUGCGUAUCCCAGGAUUUUGGAGGCUGCCCGAUGUUCCCAUUUGACUGAUGCAGGCUUUACGCUUUUAGCUCGGAAUUGCCAUGAUCUGGAGAAGAUGGAUCUUGAAGAAUGCAUCCUGAUAACCGACAGCACGCUCGCCCAGCUCUCUGUGCACUGCCCCAAGCUGCAAGCCCUGAGUCUGUCCCACUGCGAGCUCAUCACGGAUGACGGGAUCCUGCACCUGAGCAACAGCACCUGCGGGCAUGAGAGGCUGCGGGUCCUGGAACUGGACAACUGCCUCCUCAUAACGGACGUGGCCCUGGAGCACCUGGAGAACUGCCGCGGCCUGGAGCGCCUGGAGCUGUACGACUGCCAGCAGGUGACCCGCGCAGGCAUCAAGCGGAUGCGGGCUCAGCUCCCUCAUGUCAAAGUUCAUGCCUACUUUGCUCCCGUCACCCCCCCGACGGCAGUGGGAGGAAGUGGGCAGCGACUGUGCAGGUGCUGUGUCAUUCUCUGACAGCAGUUGUCUGAACCCAAGGCGUGAGGUGUCCCUUCCUCCAGAGAGGACCCAAGUCUUCCCGAACUGCUCCACCUUCACCCAAAUCUCUCGGUUCUCCAUUGGGAAAGGCAUGUACAGGUAAAAGACUCCGCCAGGGACCGCAGUGUCUCCGGUGAGAGAGUCUUCACCUCUAUUCUGCUACGAUGCAAUCACAUCACAGCCUGGGUCUGGUAGCACACGGAGCGCGGUCUCAGGGUAGCUGGGACACGCAAGAGAGGUGGGUGCCUUCUUAGGUACAGAAGCCCCGCCCCCGGCCGUGUCAGCAUUCCUCAUACAGACCAUCAGUGUUAGCACAAAUUGAGAAGAAAUAAGCUGUUGAUUUUCUACCCAAUACUUCAGCCAGUGGCCUACUUUAAUUCACAGAUUUCAUUCUGAUGAGGACUUUUCCACUUUGAAGAUUAAAUUAGCCAACUUUCUCAAAGUGACUGUUCCGCAAAUUCACGAUACCUGAUGGUUUUCUACAUAGAGACUUGAGGCGGGAGGCAAGGUAGUGGGUUUCCAUGAGACACCAAAGAAAUGAGACUCUGAGCUGGGUGGGGCGGGGUCUUCACCCUGCUGUUUCCAUCAACUUGUCACAUACACUUUUGGGGACCAAAAGCUAAAAACACAGAGCUCGAAGGCUGUGUCGCUGCCUCACUGGAGAGGAGAGUGGGUCUCUUAGAGGAGAGAAGCUAAUCCUGUCGUCUCUCGCGAGAUCUGGGGGGCCUUAAAGAGCUAGAAUGAGGCUUAAGUUAUCUAUAAUAUAAUCAAUUAAAAAUAAUGAAUGGAUGCAUGUA